Messenger RNA from Lotus japonicus, 2527 nucleotides. Its product is annotated as probable galacturonosyltransferase 15. The coding region runs from base 310 to 1905 and encodes 531 amino acids. The record is from RefSeq and is a predicted model, not a curated record. Gene Ontology annotation, molecular function: polygalacturonate 4-alpha-galacturonosyltransferase activity. The transcript is spliced from 6 exons. Lineage: Eukaryota; Viridiplantae; Streptophyta; Magnoliopsida; Fabales; Fabaceae.
AUAAUUUCCCGCGGCAUCAGCAUCAAACGCGGCAUUGCCAUUUAUUUUUAUUUAUUCCAAAAAAAAAACAAUAUUUUUUAUUUUCUCUUCACACUUUUCUUUCUUGCGAAUUUUGAUUCCACAGUAAAUUCGAAACCCGUGAGUGAGUGAACCCUUACACUCUUCUUCUUCUGUCACUGAACCAGUGUGAAGAAGAAGAAAAGAAAAAUCAAUGUGAUGAUGCAAUGAAGCUUCUUCAGAUCUCGCGAUGAUGAUGAUGAUUCAAUUUGAAGAAGAAGAGGGAAAUUGAUUCAUGGAAUCGAGAAGAUCAUGAAGUUCUACAUAUCUGCUAAGGGGAUAAAGAGAGUCACGAUUUCGAACAGCGCUGCUGUCUCCGGGAAAGGAUCGGUUAAUACGACGACGGCCGCGCAUCCGGUUGGCGUUUCCGGUCGCCGGAUUUCUCUCCGGACGGUGCUUCCGGUGGUUCUGAUUCUUGGGAUCGUGUUGCCGUUUCUCUUUGUGAGGGUCGCGAUCUUGGUGCUUGAAUCAGCUGCUUUCUGCUCCUCAUUAGAGUGUGCUGGAUGGAGGUUUUUCAGUGGAGCUGACACGUCACUGAAACUCAGAGAUGAGCUGACCAGAGCGCUAAUGGAGGCAAAUGAUGGAGAUGUUAAUGAAGGAGCAGGGUCAUUCAAUGAGCUUGUGAAAGAGAUGACCUCAAAACAAGACCUGAAGGCUUUUGCUUUCAAGACCAAAGCCAUGCUAUCACUGAUGGAACGCAAAGUGCAAUCAGCAAGACAGCAGGAGUCAGUUUAUUGGCAUCUAGCUUCACAUGGUAUUCCUAAAAGUCUACACUGUCUUUGUCUAAAGUUGGCUGAAGAAUAUGCUGUAAAUGCCAUGGCCCGAUCUCGUCUACCCUCUCCUGAGUUCGUGUCUCGCCUUACUGAUCCUACUUUGCAUCACCUAGUUCUCCUAACUGACAAUAUCCUUGCUGCCUCUGUUGUUGUAACCUCUACAGUUGAAAAUUCAAUCAACCCUGAAAAAUUAGUCUUUCACAUUGUUACUGACAAAAAAACUUACGCUCCAAUGCAUGCUUGGUUUGCCACCAAUUAUGUUAAAUCAGCAGUUGUGGAAGUCAGGGGAUUACACCAAUAUGACUGGUCUGAAGAAGUGAAUGCUGGUGUUAAAGAAAUGCUGGAAACUAAUCACCUCAUUUGGAAGCACUACUACAAUAAGGAAAAGAACCUCGAUUAUAAUCAAGAGCAUAGAUAUUUGGAGGCUUUAAGGCCCAGCAGCCUUUCCUUGAUGAAUCAGCUCCGCAUUUAUAUGCCUGAGCUGUUUCCAGAUCUCAAAAAGAUAGUAUUCUUGGAUGAUGAUGUUGUAGUGCAACAUGACAUAUCUUCUUUGUGGGAACUAGAUCUCAAUGGUAAGGUCAGUGGUUCAGUAUUCAAGUCAUGGUGUGGAGACAGCUGCUGCCCUGGAAGUAAAUACAAGUACUACUUAAACUUUUCAAAUCCUCUCAUCUCGUCAAACUUCGACAGUGAUCAGUGUGUAUGGCUCUACGGCAUAAAUAUAUUUGAUCUUGAAGCUUGGAGGAGAACAAAUAUAACAGAGACCUACCAUCAAUGGUUGAAACUUAACCUCAAGUCUGGGACAUCAUUGUGGAAUCCCGGAGUGUUUCCACCUGCCUUAAUUGCAUUUGAGGGUCAAGUGCAUCCUAUAGACUCAUUGACGCUUGUGACUAAUUUAGGCUAUCGCUAUCAAUCUGAUAAACUUAGCAAAGAAAGAUUGGAAGCUGCUGCAGUUAUCCACUUCAGUGGCCCUGCAAAGCCAUGGCUUGAAAUCGGUUUUCCAGAGGUUCGAAGUUUAUGGAGUAGAUAUGUAAAUUUCUCUAAUAAGUUUAUUAGGAGAUGUAGAAUUACAAGGUGAAGGAACUAAAUUCUUCCACCUCCAAAAUUUAUUAAGAUGGAACCAGUUAUACUGUAUGGGAUUGGAGGGAAGAAGGUUCUGCCUUCAGUCUCUGACUCAUACACUAUCAGUUACGCCAUGUCAUAUAAAUAGUAAAUAGAUGAAGCUACCACGCCAUAACCUACUAGAAGCAGUAUCUGCAGUUAAGAAAGAUAUAAGCUUCAUGGAUCUAGCUGGCUGAGUCUGACGAUACUGUUAAUUUCAUUAUCAAAAUUACUUCUCAAAAUGGAGAAAUUAUUUUGGUUGAUCUGAAAUUUCAGGUAGAUGGUUCUCAAAUUUCAUUGUAUAAAACUCUCGUUAGUCACUUACCAUGCUCCAUGCAGCUUGGGAAUUCAUCUAUUUGGUCUUGUAAGUGCUUAUUGUAGGAGCCAGUCAAAUUAGUUUGUGUAUCACUGGUUCCUUACAUCCCUUGCAUUUGUUAUUCCCUGAUUUUUUUGUAUGUGUUGUAGUGAUUGAAAAGAAAAAAGUAAAACGAAGUAGUUCAACAUGUAUUAUGUAUACAGAUGUAACUCAUGUAAAAUCAAAGGUGUUGUACUGUUACUACUCUUUUGAAAUAUGAUCUUAUGCAGUUAUGCUGUUCUCA